Molecule: messenger RNA, 4948 nt
Organism: Blastomyces dermatitidis ER-3
Lineage: Eukaryota; Fungi; Ascomycota; Eurotiomycetes; Onygenales; Ajellomycetaceae
Product: C2H2 finger domain-containing protein
Exons: 3
Coding region: 2595-3923 (442 amino acids)
Biological process (GO): negative regulation of transcription by RNA polymerase II
Molecular function (GO): RNA polymerase II cis-regulatory region sequence-specific DNA binding; DNA-binding transcription repressor activity, RNA polymerase II-specific
Source: RefSeq, a predicted model, not a curated record
UUCCACCUCAUCUGACUGUAAACUCUGUACUGACCUACACCGACACACUCUGCGGCCGUGGUCCCUCCUGUUUCAAUGAUUCCUCAUAUCUGGUUUUUGACCCAUGCAGCUUUGCCAGCAGGACAUAAUUCGUAUUUGUUUUUUGUGGUUGGUCUCCCCGGCUGACUGGAACGAAAACUACCAAAGCUUAAAUGCUCCAAGCGCGGGCAGCAGCCGGUCGACAGAGCUGAUGGUCCGCCUGUCACCCAGUGCUUUUCGCACCAGAUCGAUCCACAACCCUUGAAGGCAAUGUCAAAUUCCGCUAACACAUGCAGGACUAACCCAGGUGAAAUUUCAAGGCUAUUGAUAAAUGCUAUCCCUUUUUUGUCCCAAGUCUGGCUCCAUAUGUCUGGAAAGAGGAUCGCGUCCUGGCUGCUUUUGACGGGCUGCUUGUGACGGGCGCUGUCACUGGCGAGAGAGGAUAGGAUGGCUCUUUACAACAAUAAUACUUAUCAAGGUUUCUGAACUCUGGACCAUGGGUCGACCCUUGGCAUAAGCCUAAUCGGACUUAUUAGCUUGACACCCUGAACCCUGUCCAGCAGCCCACUCUGCAGUAGACAGAGCCUCUGCUUCAGCCAAACAGAACUUGCCUCAGCUCACAAUAAUACGAGCAUCCUCGAAUGGACCAAAUGUUGUCCCACUUUGAACUAGUUGCAGAUUGCAGCCGCACCGUGCGGGCUCGUGUCAGCAUUCGGGCCAACGAGAAUUGAGUCUGAUCCGUCAAAUAUUUUAUCCUUUUUGCUUGCUGCUUUGGGGACUGUUAGCUGCGGCCCCAAUUUUCUCCAAUUCCCACCAUUUGAGAGGCUAGCCAAGGGACAAGACGCUUGUCAAGGUUCAUCGCGUGUUGGUCCGCUUGCUGGUGCCUUCCCGAUGUCUUUCGAUUUGGCGAGAGGCCCAUCCAGCCUCUCCCGUGACCCCAAAAUCCCUCCAUGACGGGUCAUCUGGAGAGGGGCACGUUAGUGCGAUGGUCAAAAGAUUUUUGCCCAUGUCUGCUCGCUGGAUUGCUCUGGAUCUGAUCUCAGGAACUUGGUCUUGAGCGCCGGAGCUUUGAUUGGAAAAAAAAAAAUAAUGGAUUAUGAUUGAGAACCCCAGAUCCCAAAGCUUGACAAAGAGGAGAUCGCCCAACUUUUGCAGUCAAGGUUCCAAUAAUCAUUGAAGCCUUAACCAACGGCUCUGGCCAUCUUGGAGUUAAGGUAUUUAUUAUUACCUUUUAUUAUUGUUGUGAUUAUUUGCCGCUUAAGCUUUAUUUGUUUGAUUACUACAUCCGUCCUCCAUAAUAAUAACUAAUAAAUCACCCUCGCUUUCUUCCACUUGGGGUUCCGGCCGGGUUGCGCAUUUCCCCGGAAUUAUUUGAAAAAUAGAAAACCACCUUGACACCCCUUUCCUCCUUCCUCUUUUUUCUUGUCUCUCUUCCGCUUCUAAUUUCUCUUGAUAUCUGGCUGUGACACUCUAUCCUGCAUCGUUUGCCAUUUCCCCCUUUUCACCUUCAUAGACUCGAUCUUCCUUACACACGCGCCAGGCUUGUACAACAUAUGCGACGCGAGAGCUUGACAGCGAAAGGAAAAGGGACAAUAAACAAUUCGAACGGAACCGGGCAGACGAGAAAAGUUUAGUCGCAGGGCCGGAAGAAAAACAGAAUCAUUUUUUGCGGCGGGUAUUAUUUUUGAUCUCUCUGAUCACUGAGCUUAUUCCCCUUUGCGCCGCCCGACAGGGAGAUACCUGCCCGGACUUCCAGGGGCCGCCCGAGCUACCUCAAGUGAUCGUCGUCCCUCUGCUCCACAUCCCUCUAUCAAGAUCACCAACAUAUUUAUCUUCAUAUUUUUAAAUUAUUUUGGCGCCGAUCCAGAGGGGAUAGUACUUCCCGAGUGAAAUUCCUUAGCUUCAUUGUCGACUUAACUCAGCUCAUUGUGACAAUAAGUGGAGGCCCAUCUUUCUGCCUGACGGUUCAAUUUCAUCCGGUUUUUUCCAUCGAGUGGCGACUGUUUCCAUCCAGCGCGAUUCGAGCCAUCUCCAAGAUCUUAUUUUUGAGUAGGUACAGGAUGCGAUCAAGUAAACUAUUACUCGAAUUCAUAGCGUCCACCCUUCCAUCGCCGUAUUCAGCCCAUUCUCAAUUGUUGCUCUAAUUAACGACAUUUCUACGCCCCUCCUUACCUGCACCUCCGGUACCUGCAGCUUGACACCUCCCGCGGGGUCGCAAAAUUGCACCCAAUCGACUACUAAGUCUUAUCUUGCACUUGGAGCCUCGUUCCCAUCAAUAUCGACUUGCACCAGUACGAGUUGCUAUUGAGAGCGCCGCGUCCAAUCCAAAGUGUAGUGCAGUAUUACCUCCGAUUUUCUAUCCUCAGCUGAGCAGUAAACUGCCCUCCGUGGAUACUUCUGGUAUUUCUGGAGGUCGAUAUUGGCCUAACAGUGACUAUUCCAUACUCCAACCGGGGCAAGUACCCCUCACCACUGCUCCCCCAACACCCACCCCAGACUCCGAAUUUUCAAGGCAGCCAGGCACGUCGCGAAACCUUUCCGUCAACGUGGCGGCCCUCGCUGUUCAGCCGCCCGGAAUGGGGACGGCGCUUGAUGCUCUGAAUUCACAUCAGUCACUGACGUCUCGACGACCAGCUGCAAACAAUUUGCCUGGCUUCGAGCUUCUCCAUCCUCAAGUUUCGCAAUCACAAAAGUAUUCACACCCUUCAAGCACUAACGCGCAACAGCCCUCGAGAGUCGGCAGUUUAUUAACCCCUCCAUCAAACACUUCAUCAGACGCCAGUUCGAUUUCCGCGUACGUGAGCCAUAGUUCUGUUUCGUCCAGCCAAACAGCUCCUUCGUAUUCUCAGGGCUACUGGCCACAGUCAAAUAGUUUUGGUACUGGUAUGAUCAACCAGCCCUGGCCCCAGUCCUUUCCUUCCAGGAGCGGGUUUUCACCACCCUCAUCAUAUGCAGGUCGAAACAAUUCGAACUCUCCUACAACUGCGGACACUUUAACGCCCUCAUACGAUAUAAACCAGCGUGCCUAUUUCCAAACGCCAAUUCCCGGUGCAUCAACAUCGUCUGGCCCAUCCCCAACAACACAGCAACCCCAACAGGCUAUGGCGCACGUUCUGAUGAAUGCGCAGGCCACCACUGCGACGGUGCCGCCCACUCCACCAGCGCAGAACAACGUUGAUGCGUAUGGGCAGAAAUUACCAUCUACCCCACUUUAUAGUGGAUCACAUCAAAGUACCCCACAGCAAGCCACGUUCCCGCCAUAUCAGAGUAGUGGCAGUUCAGCCAUUCACCACUCUGGCACCAAUGGACCGUCGUCAAGGAUCUCGCCGAUCCAAGCUCAGAUGCAGGGUGAAGGCCAACAUCAGUUAACCCAGUACAGUAGCCGGCCAUAUCCAUCUUACUCCCUGCCUGCGAUGAGCGGACCAAUUAUGACGAACGUACAUCAUCCGAAUUCUCAGCUAGCGCUUAUGGGAUCUAUACAACCAAACCUCCUACCAGCUUUCAACAGUGGCCACGCAGCGGCUAUGAGUAGCGUGUUUAGUGGACACCCAAAUCACAUACACGGACUUAUGCAACAUCCACCACCCGAUGAUCGACCGUAUCGAUGCGACCAAUGUACACAAAGUUUCAGGCGAAACCACGACUUGAAAAGGCAUAAGCGCAUUCAUUUGGCAGUUAAGCCCUAUCCCUGUGAUCACUGUGCCAAGAGCUUUUCACGCAAGGACGCAUUAAAGCGACAUAUUCUUGUCAAGGGCUGCGAUAAGGACAAGGAUUCCCAGUCUGAUAAAAAUAGCACAACGGCUAGCUCCCCGGUACUAACGCGCACGGACAAUGGCACUGGUAACUCUGCCAGUGGCCGAACUCACAAUAUACAGGGAAACCAUGCCUUGAAGUCGCAUACAUGAAGCUCAUUUCUGCAUUCUGUAAUACAUUCCGUUUGAUAUAAUCCGGGUGGAUAACGUACUUUAUUAUUCAUACUGGUUACCCGGGUAGUUCGUGUUCUAUGUCAAUUUUUGCCGGCUUACCCAUAAUUGAGAAAAUCAGGCCCCGGUUUUUCGUCCUUUUUGGGAUUAUUAUUUCCGCUAUUGUUUGUUUUUUGGGGGGAACAGCACAUACUUCCUCGUACUUCCUCAUACUUGCUCUUUCUCACGUUGUUUUGGCAUUUUCUUGGAAAUAUGGGCAAUAGGGUAGAGUUGAGGUGUCCUUGGGUCUAAUUUAUCGGAAAUAUUUUUACCUUAACCGAUCUUUUUUUUUCUUUUUUGCUCUUUGACUGUUUGUGGUCUGGCCCCUUUGUAUUUCUGGGGGAGAAAUGUUUGCUUACCAUAAUGCUACCUUUUACCUUUUAUUCAUCAUAUUUAGGCGUUCCAUCCUCUUCGUCCCCUUCUUGAGCAAUAACUUUUUGCCCAUUCACUCAGCACAUUUUAUCUUGCUUUGAAACCCUGUCUGUUUUUGAUCAAAUGCUCUCACCUUAUUCUACCAUAGGAUUUUCCUAUUGGUUGUUGAAGCAAGUUAUUUGUUUGUCCUCAUAUUCACCAUCAUAUUAUUUUUCAACACUUGUCACCUUUUUGGCAUCUUAGCAACGUUUCCUUUUGAUUGACCUCACUUUUACUCCCUUGUAUGUACAUGUAUAAGUAUUUAUGUGUCAUGUUUAUAAAUCCUGGCUGAACCAUACUGAACUGAAUGAAAGCACCAAGAAGUAAACAAUAACCCCUGAAAAGCUAAAAGUGUGCUGUCAACACCUUCAUGUCAUUCAUAGUGAACACUCUACUAGAUUUUACCUCAGUGAAGUUUACUCUAUCUGAAUUGAUAAUUCAGAGCAAAGGGCAUUCAAAUCAUUGAAUAGUCUGUGUUUACCACUGUCUCAUAUCACUUUAUUUCUCAAGCGGCAGCAACCAGGACGCACGUUUCAUACAUUUAGCACGAACAACAA